ACUGGAAAGGCUAAAGUUCAGUGCAUUGAUGGUAUGUUGGAGAUACAGGGGAAAAUACAGACUGCAUUGUCUGGAAAGAAGAAAGCCACUCUGCUGUAUGAAAAAUUGCCAGAGCUGAAAAUGUACCUAGACCAUGCUUAUACCGAUGAGAUGAUGCUGUCUGAGGAUGCACGCAUAGAGACUGUCCUUGCAGAAGCAGAGUUCCUGGAACAGCAGUCAGCCCUACUGCAGAAGCUGUCAGAAAACCAAACGCACAUCAAUAGUGAACAUAUACAAGCGGUUCCCAAACUUGCUGACAAGUUGCAGACAUUGAGCAGGUUACAGAUUGACCAGCAGGACGAAGCUGCUCACCUCACAGAUGAGACUCGCCGACUGUUGAGUGCUUACAACAAUAUUGUGACUCUCUUAUCCAAGCAGUUUUUGAUGUGGGAUGAACAACUGACUCAGCUGGAAGUACAAGCUGCCAUUAAAAAAUGA
Messenger RNA from Candidula unifasciata, 477 nucleotides. NCBI's taxonomy places the organism in Eukaryota, Metazoa, Mollusca, Gastropoda, Stylommatophora, Geomitridae. The record is from the annotation of a GenBank genome assembly.